Molecule: messenger RNA, 974 nt
Organism: Dermatophagoides farinae (American house dust mite)
Lineage: Eukaryota; Metazoa; Arthropoda; Arachnida; Sarcoptiformes; Pyroglyphidae
Gene: Pex19
Product: peroxisomal biogenesis factor 19
Biological process (GO): protein import into peroxisome membrane
Cellular component (GO): peroxisome; peroxisomal membrane
Source: RefSeq, a predicted model, not a curated record
UUUCAAUUUAAAUCAAAAAACAAAGAAAAAAUGAAUGAUCAUAAGAACCAUAAUGAUGAUGAUAAUAAUGGUGACAUCAAUGAAGCCGAACUUGGUAGUUUACUUGAAAACACUUUUAAUGAUUUCUGUAAAAUUUACAAUAAAAAUGAAUCCAGCAGCAAUAAUAAUGAUAAUAAUGAUGAUAAAAUGCAACCUAAUCCAUCUGGACAAUCAAAUUCGAAUCCUCAAAUCGAUUCUCCAUUCCGGUCAUUAUAUGGAUCGGAUAAUGAAUUGAAAGAAAAUUGGUCCAAAUUGGCUAAAUCUUGUAAUCAAACAGUUGACAAUGAUCUACAUGAAUCAUUGUUAUCAACAUUGAAAAUAAUAUCGGAUAAAGCAGAAUCAAUAUCAAACGAUGAAACAAUGUUUUCCAAUGAUGAAAUGGCCAAAAUGAUGGCAAAUCUGGCCGAAUUACAGCAUAAUUAUGAUGAUGAUGAUAAUAAAACCGGUGAUAGUGAUGAAAACAUUAAAAACAAUAUGUCCGAAUUGAAUAAAAUAAUGCCAUUGAUGUCGAAUAUAAUGGAAAAUUUGCUUUCCAAAGAUUUUCUUUAUCCAACAUUAUCGGAACUUAGAACAAAGUAUCCAACAUAUUUGGCCGAGAAUCAAUCAUCAUUAUCGAAAGAUGAUUAUAAUCGUUAUGAAAGUCAAUUGAAAAUUAUUCGAAAAAUUUGUGAAGAAUUUGAAAACGAUGAUGGUGAUGAUGGUGGUGGCCACAAUGAUGAAAUGAAAUCCAUACGUUUCAAUAGAAUAUUAUCAUUGAUGCAAACAAUGCAAUCGUUUGGUACACCACCAACGGCUUUAGUAUCCGGUGGUGGCGAUAAUAGUGAUAUGAUGAUGUUUAAUAAUUUGAAUGCAAUGAACAAUGGUUUGGAUGGUAAACAACAACAACAACAAUGUCAAAUCAUGUAAUCACAUGCAACUAAUCUAUCUAUAUUUUA